Messenger RNA from Halteromyces radiatus, 1035 nucleotides. RefSeq names its product translation protein. Gene Ontology annotation, molecular function: structural constituent of ribosome. The transcript has 4 exons. Lineage: Eukaryota; Fungi; Mucoromycota; Mucoromycetes; Mucorales; Cunninghamellaceae. Bases 51 to 902 code for a protein of 283 amino acids. Gene Ontology annotation, cellular component: mitochondrial large ribosomal subunit; ribosome. The record is from RefSeq and is a predicted model, not a curated record. Gene Ontology annotation, biological process: translation.
UUUUUUUUUCUUUUCUCUCUACUUUUUUUUUUUAUAUCUAUCGAUUGAUCAUGUCAUUGAAGUUAUUCACACAAUCUUUAUUAGGUAAAUGGACUAGUCCUUUAUUACCUGGACGACAAGUAGCUGCUGCUUUUCAUACUAGUUUGAUACAUCAACAAGCUGCUACUUCUACCACCACUACUGAACCAACUUGGUCUCCCAAUUCUAUACGAACUGGUGUUAUUGCAAAGAAGAAGGGUAUGACAUCUACUUGGACUGCCGAAGGUGUACGUAUUCCCGUUACUAUUUUACAGCUGGAAGAUGUGAUUGUGACUGACGUACGUAAUGACAACAAACAUGGUUAUACUGCUUUACAAGUAGGUUGCAGUCCUUUGAAAGAAAAAAGUGCUAGUAAACCUAUGAAAGAACAUUUCAACAAACUCGGUGUUCCUUUACGACAAAAACUCUUGGAAUUUCGUGUAUCUAAUGAUGCUGUUUUGCCCAUUGGUACUCCUCUGAAAGCCAACCAUUAUAUUGUCGGUCAAUAUGUAGAUGUUACUGCUCCUUCUAUUGGUAAAGGGUUUGCUGGUGUGAUGAAACGAUGGAAUUUUGGUGGUUUACCUGCUUCUCAUGGUCAUUCCUUGUCACAUCGUUCUGCUGGUUCUACUGGUCAACGCAAGUGGCCUAGUAAAGUGUUCAAAGGAAAGAAAAUGGCUGGUCGAUUGGGUGGUGAAAGUGUAACGGUACAAAACUUGGAAGUGAUCAAGGUAGAUACUGAAUUGGAUCUAUUAUAUAUCAAGGGUUCUGUACCUGGUUUUGAUGAUCAAUUUGUCAAAAUCAAGGAUGCUGUCAAGAAGAAAGGCGAUAAAUUAUUCCCCAAGGAUUCUGCCCCUCCUCCUUUCCCUACUGCCAUUCAACAAUAGAAUUUACCUCCCUAUCUCUUUCUCCAAUUUUGUGUCAUAGAUUUUUUUUUUAUUCUUUUUAUAUUAUUAUUAUCUUACAUAUCUUUUUUAUACAUAUAUAAUAAAAAAAAAAAUACAUACAGUGUUUUCAAAG